UCUUCCCCCAAGUUUGUGUCGUACGGUCUGCCCUCUGACUGUGCUCUCAAGCUUCCCGCCCUCUUCUUCCCCCUCCCCUCCUCUCCCCUCUCCUCUCCUCCUCCUUCUCCCCAUCGUCCGCGCCGGUUUAGAAAACUUCACUAACCCCCCCAGAUUCAACAAUUCAAAAAAUUUUCUACCAGGCCACCCUUAUUUUCUUCUCUCCCGCGUUAGCAAACUCCAGUCCACUGGAUUAAAUCAGAUCUUUGUCCGAUUUCCCCCGGCCCGCGGAUCCCUUUGAAAGAGGCUCUCACAAUCCGCCAGAUCACAAUGGCAGAACCGACCGGCUCAACCCGCCCCCAGGGCGAGGGUGUGCCCCCCAACCACCUUGGCACCACCGUCCCAAGUGGAGGCUUCGAGGGCCACGAUGAGAAAGCGCACGCUCCUGCUUCCGAGGCGCACUUCGAGAAGAAGCCCAUCCCUGACGAUGAUGAGGAGGAGGAGGACAUGGAUGCGCUCAUCGAGGAACUCGAGUCCCAGGAUGGUCACAUCUAUGAAGAGGAUGAAGACACCGGCGAGCCCGGUGGUGCUCGUCCCGUUCCGGAAGAGUUGCUGCAGACGGAUACUCGCAUGGGUCUCACGGACCAGGAGGUUACGACGCGUCGCAAGAAGUUCGGUCUCAAUCAGAUGAAGGAGGAGAAGGAGAAUAUGAUUCUCAAGUUCUUGAGCUACUUCGUCGGUCCUAUUCAGUUCGUCAUGGAGGCUGCCGCCGUCCUUGCUGCCGGUCUCGAGGACUGGGUCGAUUUCGGUGUCAUCUGCGGUCUCCUUUUGCUUAACGCCUGCGUUGGUUUCAUUCAAGAAUUCCAGGCCGGUUCCAUUGUCGACGAAUUGAAGAAAACUCUUGCUCUCAAGGCCGUUGUCCUCCGCAAUGGCCGUCUGUCUGAGAUUGAAGCCCCCGAAGUCGUACCAGGUGACAUCCUUCAGGUCGAAGAGGGUACUAUCAUUCCCGCCGACGGUCGCAUUGUCACUGAAGGCGCUUUCCUUCAAGUUGACCAGUCUGCCAUUACUGGAGAGUCGCUUGCCGUCGACAAGCACAAGGGCGAUACCUGUUAUGCCUCCUCCGCUGUCAAGCGUGGCGAAGCCUUCAUGGUGAUCACUGCCACUGGUGAUAACACUUUCGUCGGCCGUGCUGCUGCUCUCGUCAGCGCUGCCUCCGCUGGUACCGGUCACUUCACUGAAGUUCUUAACGGUAUCGGUACUGUCCUUCUCGUCUUGGUCAUUGUCACUCUCUUGGUUGUCUGGGUCUCGUCCUUCUACCGAUCCAAUGGAAUCGUCACCAUCCUCGAGUUCACCUUGGCCAUCACCAUCAUCGGUGUCCCCGUCGGUCUCCCAGCUGUCGUCACCACUACCAUGGCUGUCGGUGCUGCCUAUCUCGCUAAGAAGAAGGCCAUCGUUCAAAAGCUCUCUGCCAUCGAAUCUCUUGCUGGUGUCGAAAUCCUUUGCUCUGACAAGACCGGUACUUUGACCAAGAACAAGCUCUCCCUCUCCGAGCCCUACACUGUCGCUGGUGUUGACCCAGAGGAUCUCAUGUUGACUGCCUGCUUGGCUGCAUCUCGUAAGAAGAAGGGUAUUGAUGCCAUCGACAAGGCUUUCUUGAAGUCGCUCAAGUACUAUCCUCGUGCCAAGUCCGUCCUUACCCAGUACAAGGUCCUUGAAUUCCACCCAUUCGAUCCUGUCUCCAAGAAGGUCAGCGCUAUCGUCGAAUCUCCCCAGGGUGAGCGCAUCACCUGUGUUAAGGGUGCUCCACUUUUCGUCCUCCGUACUGUCGAAGAAGACCAUCCAAUUCCAGAGGAGAUCGAUGCCGCCUACAAGAACAAGGUCGCUGAGUUCGCCACCCGUGGUUUCCGUUCUCUCGGUGUCGCUCGCAAGCGCGGUGAAGGUUCCUGGGAAAUCCUUGGUAUCAUGCCUUGCUCCGAUCCUCCUCGCCACGAUACCGCCAAGACUAUCAACGAAGCCAAGACCCUUGGCCUGUCGAUUAAGAUGUUGACUGGUGAUGCUGUCGGUAUUGCUCGUGAAACCUCCCGCCAACUCGGUCUUGGAACCAAUGUCUACAACGCUGAGCGCCUCGGUCUUGGUGGUGGUGGUACCAUGCCUGGAUCUGACAUCUAUGAUUUCGUUGAGGCUGCCGAUGGUUUCGCUGAAGUUUUCCCCCAGCACAAGUACAAUGUCGUCGAAAUCUUGCAACAGCGUGGCUACUUGGUUGCCAUGACUGGUGACGGUGUCAACGAUGCUCCAUCUCUCAAGAAGGCUGAUACUGGUAUCGCUGUGGAGGGUGCCUCUGACGCCGCUCGUUCUGCUGCCGAUAUCGUUUUCCUUGCUCCUGGUCUCUCUGCCAUCAUCGACGCCCUCAAGACUUCUCGCCAGAUUUUCCACCGUAUGUAUGCUUACGUCGUGUACCGUAUCGCCUUGUCUCUCCAUCUCGAGAUCUUCUUGGGUCUCUGGAUUGCCAUCUUGAACACUUCGCUUAACUUGGAGUUGGUUGUCUUCAUCGCCAUCUUUGCCGAUAUCGCUACCUUGGCUAUCGCUUACGACAACGCUCCCUUCUCCAAGACCCCUGUCAAGUGGAACUUGCCCAAGCUCUGGGGUAUGUCCGUUCUCCUUGGUAUCGUCCUUGCUGUCGGAACCUGGAUUACCCUCACCACUAUGUUGGUUGGCACUGAAGACGGCGGUAUCGUUCAGAACUUCGGUGUCCGUGACGAGGUUCUCUUCCUUGAAAUCUCUCUCACUGAGAACUGGCUCAUUUUCAUCACCCGUGCCAACGGUCCCUUCUGGUCUUCUAUCCCCUCGUGGCAGCUCGCUGGUGCUAUCUUGGUUGUCGAUAUUGUCGCCACCUUCUUCACUCUCUUCGGUUGGUUCGUUGGUGGCCAGACCUCCAUCGUCGCUGUUGUUCGUAUCUGGAUCUUCUCCUUUGGUGUGUUCUGCGUGAUGGGUGGUGUGUACUAUAUCCUCCAGGGUUCUACUGGAUUCGACAACAUGAUGCACGGAAAGAGCCCCAAGAAGUCUCAAAAGCAACGUUCUCUCGAAGAUUUCGUUGUUUCAUUACAACGUGUCUCUACUCAACACGAGAAGAGCGCGUAAAGGGGAAAAAAAGAGGGAUUUAUAGCAAGGCCUUGUUGAGGAAUAGAUUUGUGGAGUGGAAUAGAACCAUUUUCGUCUCUUUUCUUUUUUUUCCACCGCGGUGCGGGUCUUUUGGUUAGGGGGGAACAAUACAACAUUUUCUUAAUCGUCACAGCUUGGUCACAAGCACCCUAAUAUCCCCUUACCCCCACCCCCAACAACAACAUUCGAUGAAGCGCCCAAAAAAAUAGUGAUGCUGUCACCCUCCAUAUAACUUACCUUGGCAAGAGUCACCAGAAAUAAAAAAAGAUUGAAAAUGUUCCCGGUUGUAUUUGGACGCGAGAAGGAAAACAAUACCCUUUUAAGUUGCCCAGUUUGUCUACCAGAAAAAGAGUGUUCUCAAUUGUGUUUUGAAUACAAGUUGGGAUGCUAUUUUUGAAUUUUGUACAGUUGUUAUUAAACCCCCUCGAAUACUAGUUUGACAGCAUAUAUUAUUCAUUGCUGGUUUUGCAUUGACUUGGCUUGUUCUGCUCAUCGUGUGUCUUGGACAUAGUCGCUGCUGACUCUGGUUCAAAGCUGAAAUUUUUUGAGAGCUUGGGUAACUCUCCUCUUCUUCAUGGGUACCCCUGUAUAGGCCUUCAUACGGAUAUCCUUUGCAACAGUCAAUCAUGGUUUUGUGGCUAAUUUUGGUGCUACAGCUUGUGUGUAGGUUGGGUACGGCCGGACAGGACGUCGUUGCAGCAUCCUUUCUUCUGACAGCAUUUUUCAAGCUGAUCGUUUCUUUUCUUUUCUUUUCUUUUCUUUUGUUCUUUGCGGCCAAUCGAUAAAUCCCCCCUUGAUAGAUCACUCUGCCCCUUGUUCCUUCACCGAUUGACCUCGUUGAAUUAUAUAAUCUAUAAUAUCAUUUUUGUCCUUGGUGAGCGUUUCCUCCUCGGCGCUAUCUUUUGUCUAUAUGGCUAGUCGAGAACCGUCGUUUGUAUAAUAAGCUCUAGAUAAACUUCAUCUUUUUAAGGACA
Molecule: messenger RNA, 4112 nt
Organism: Coccidioides immitis RS
Lineage: Eukaryota; Fungi; Ascomycota; Eurotiomycetes; Onygenales; Onygenaceae
Product: plasma membrane ATPase
Exons: 4
Coding region: 310-3117 (935 amino acids)
Biological process (GO): regulation of intracellular pH; proton export across plasma membrane
Cellular component (GO): plasma membrane
Molecular function (GO): P-type proton-exporting transporter activity; ATP binding; ATP hydrolysis activity
Source: RefSeq, a predicted model, not a curated record